AUGUCGACUCCCUCGCUCGCGCCCUUCAUCAACAAGCGUCCCUGGCUCAAGCGCUGGAUGCAGCCGCUGUCCAAGUGGUACCUCGACAACUCGGGAUACAGAAAGCUGGGAUUGAGGUACGAUCCCGAGUGGGAGAACGAGGAGGCAGACGAGAAGAUAUACGAGUCGUGGAGGCCCGUGAGAACAAAUGGCUGAUGCGCCUUUUCUACAGGGCCGAUGACCUGAUCCCGGAGGAGAGCCCAGAGGUCCAGCUCGCCUUGAAGCGUCUGUCGCCAAAGGAGGCCUACGACCGCGUAUUCCGCAUGAGACGAGCAUUCCAGGUAUCUCUCGAAGGCUGCAUGAUGAAUGAAAGCAGGACGGAUGCUGAUGCAAGAUAGUGCUCACUCGCACAUCAACUGCUCCCAAGACACGAGUGGACCACCGACGAACAGGUACGUUUUACAUGUCCGAAAACAAAUGUGAAGGACUCUAGGAUCCAUGUCGCGACGUGAUCCCCAAUUCAUCGUGUUGGCUGAUUCUUGGUCCAGGACUACCCAUACCUGUCACCAAUCAUAAAAGAGAUCGAGACCUCGAAGAAGGAGCGGGAAGAUCUCGACACAAUCCAGAUCCGGAAGCACGCAGCGAAAGGAACUUGA
Messenger RNA from Lecanosticta acicola, 635 nucleotides. NCBI's taxonomy places the organism in Eukaryota, Fungi, Ascomycota, Dothideomycetes, Mycosphaerellales, Mycosphaerellaceae. The record is from the annotation of a GenBank genome assembly.